This is a messenger RNA of Penicillium verhagenii, 468 nucleotides long. RefSeq lists its product as uncharacterized. NCBI's taxonomy places the organism in Eukaryota, Fungi, Ascomycota, Eurotiomycetes, Eurotiales, Aspergillaceae. The transcript has 2 exons. The record is from RefSeq and is a predicted model, not a curated record. Bases 1 to 468 code for a protein of 155 amino acids.
AUGUCACUGCAAUCUUCCGAUCCACUCAUCUCCAAUCCAUUCCGUACCCACCACGUCUACAAUGAUCCUACAGAACCCUUCCUAUCUACUAUGCGCAAUGGAUACCAGUCCAAUACGAUGUUUGAUAACCUGGCCCCACCGCGCUCUAACCAUACGUCUACUCUCCCGCCGCCACAUAACGGUGUUCAGUCAUGGACUACCAGUACUCUAGCUGGAGAUCGGCCCUCGGGCACAACCAUACAUGACCGGCAACACAACAAUAGAGAAAGCACCACUACUUUCAUCUGCAAAUGGGACAACUGCCGCAAACCGUCAUUCCAAUCAAAGGGAAGCUUGAUGCGCCACAUCGACACACAACAUGUCGCUCCACGUUCGUUUAAAUGUUCGGAGGAGUCGUGCAACAGGUUCUUCGGUCGCAAGGAUAAUAUGGAGGAGCAUGUACGUCGGGUUCAUUGGGUUCGAGCCUGA